Molecule: messenger RNA, 1638 nt
Organism: Daucus carota subsp. sativus
Lineage: Eukaryota; Viridiplantae; Streptophyta; Magnoliopsida; Apiales; Apiaceae
Product: lipid droplet phospholipase 1
Exons: 10
Coding region: 283-1347 (354 amino acids)
Source: RefSeq, a predicted model, not a curated record
ACAGAAAAAUGAAGUCGAUGGAUAGACAAAUCUAUACUUACAGGCACAUGUUGUAUAUAUAUCUGCCACUGACCAACAUCCUACGGAAAAACACAUCUAUUAUCACACGGUUACACUUCUUCUGGUUUAUUACUGCGUCUGAACUUUCCAAACAAACAAACUUCAUUGCUUCUAAACUUAUUUACGUUUGAGCCCACCAAUAAUUAAUCUUCUUCUUAUAUAUUUCUUAGAUAUUUAUCGUAUUGUAAUGCAAUUCUAGUGAUCUCGAACAUAUUGAAGAAAAUGGAUGCCGGGGUUUGUUCAUCGGACUCGAUUAAUGGGGAAGAUGUAUUUUCUGGCAAACCAUCUGAUGUUUCGUCUGCUGAUCAUCUUGUUGUUAUGAUCCAUGGUAUUUUGGGGAAUUCUGCAAACUGGAAGUUUGCUGCUGAACAGUUUGUCAGAAAGCUCCCUGACAAAGUAUUUGUUCACAGAAGCGAAAAGAAUAUGGAUAAGCUAACGCUAGAUGGUGUGGACGUAAUGGGGGAAAGAUUGGCAGAAGAGGUCCUUGAAUUGAUUAAACAGAAGCCAAAUCUCCGUAAGAUUUCAUUUGUUGCUCAUUCUGUUGGAGGAUUGGUGGCAAGAUAUGCUAUCGGAAAAUUAUACAAUCCUUGUAAAACUGAAAAUGAAAAGGAUUUAUCAGCUGUUUCUGGUGAUGAGUUUAAGGGGACAAUAGGUGGUUUAGAACCAGUUAAUUUUAUUACUGUUGCCACGCCUCAUCUUGGCUCAAGAGGUAACAAGCAGGUUCCAUUUCUUUUUGGUCUAACUGCUCUCGAGAAAGUUGCUGCUGGGGUUAUCCAUUGGAUUUUUAAAAGAACUGGACGGCAUUUGUUUCUUACUGAUAAUGAUGAUGGAAAGCCACCACUGCUUAAGCGCAUGGUGGAAGAUCACGAGCACUAUUAUUUUAUGUCUGGACUACGUUCAUUUAAACGUCGUGUAGCAUAUUCCAAUGUUGGUUAUGACCAUAUUGUUGGCUGGAGAACGUCAUCAAUUAGGCGUGCAGUUGAACUGCCCAAGUGGGAGGACUCUGUGAAUGAAAAGUAUCCUCAUGUCGUGUAUGAAGAACUUUGCAAGGCAUGUGAUGCUGAGCAGGACGAGCCUAUGUCAGCCGAGGCUGAUAGCUUAGACAAUAUAGAAGAGGAAUUGGUGACUGGCCUGUCCCGUGUGUCAUGGGAAAAAGUAGAUGUCAGCUUUCACAGCGGCAGUAUACAGCGGUUUGCUGCUCACAGUGUAAUUCAGGUCAAAAAUGAAAACUUGCAUUCAGAAGGUGCAGAUGUAAUUCAGCACAUAAUUGAUCAUUUUCAUGUAUAGAAGCCUUUUAGGUCCAGUUUAUCGGAGAGGAUUUGGAGAUUAUCUUAUUCUUGUAAAGGUCAAAUCAUUGGAAGCUGACUGAUGUCUCCAUCAUCCGAGUUGGACUAAUGGUUUCUUGAUAGCAGGUUGAAAUGUUCUUGAAUGCAUAUAGUAUGUAGGAUAUUGUAACUAAAGAUGCAGCUGUAGAAUGUAUUCUUGUAAUAUAUUACAAUUUAUCAACAAAAUAUGUUUAAAAUAUUUUUAUUCGAAGAAUAGAAUUAUAGGCUAAUUGUAGAUGUCAAAUUUCAGUAA